AAAGCGCUGCAUUUUAUUUAUCAACAAUAAUAAAUCACGAUCAGAUCUCCAGCUAUACUGUGUUAUAUCUUUCUUUGUUGGCGCCACGAAGAAGUGCACCAGAAUGUCGAAGCUGUCGCGUGAAACGCUGAACAAAUCUAUUAAUACUAUUAUAAAGGCUGCUAAGAACGAGAAAUCGGAUUUCUUGGAUACAAUAACUGUCAAGUUCACUUUGAAGAUCUACGAUCCCCAAAAGAAUAGGCCUCUCACGAGCAAAGGCGAACCGCUCAUCCAGGUCUGCAUAUUGGGGGACCAGAAACAUUGCGAAGAAGCUGCCAGUUUGAACGCGCCCUUCAUGAACAUUGAUGAGCUGAGGAAUAUCAACCAGAACAAGAAGUUAAUAAGGCAACUAGCUAAGCAGUUUGAUGCUUUCUUAGUAUCUGAGAGCAUCGUAGAGCAGAUCCCAUGCAUAAUGGGUCCUGGACUGCACAAAGCUGGGAAGACACCUGGUAUUCUAACCCACAGUGAUUCCAUGGCGCAGAAGAUCGAGGAAAUUACAUUAAAGAUCCAAGAUGACAUGAAGAGACUAUUAUGUCUGACAACGGAUGUCGGCCAUGUUGAAAUGGCCCCCGAAAGGAUUGCAGAUAACGUGGUUUACGCAGUUAACAAUUUGGUUCCAUAUUUGAAGAAGAAUUGGAACAACGUCAAGUCAGUGUACAUCAAGUCUUCUACGGUACCGGCUAUUCCAUUGGAUUAUACUUUUUAAAUUAAGUCUACCUAUGUAAUCGUAUUUUAUCAUACCUACUCUAAUC
Molecule: messenger RNA, 791 nt
Organism: Pararge aegeria (speckled wood butterfly)
Lineage: Eukaryota; Metazoa; Arthropoda; Insecta; Lepidoptera; Nymphalidae
Product: 60S ribosomal protein L10a-like
Exons: 1
Coding region: 104-745 (213 amino acids)
Biological process (GO): translation
Cellular component (GO): large ribosomal subunit
Molecular function (GO): RNA binding; structural constituent of ribosome
Source: RefSeq, a predicted model, not a curated record